AAUGUGUAUUGCUUUACUUAUACUAACACUGACUUUGGUUAUGCAAUCAUGGUUUACCAACGAGAAGGAUCCGUUACUACUACUGACAGAAUCUAAUCAUUACGCCAUCUACAACUACGAUUUUCCUGCCAUUACCAUAUGUAGCAACAACAAGAUAACAAAAAGAAGAGCUUUAUGGAUUGCCAGGAACUUUACUAACAGCAGUAUAGAGGAAUUUGCUAACGAUCUACGAAGCAUGUUCUAUUUGAUACAAUACAAAAUGCCGAACGCAACAACAAUGCACACGUUGAGAAGGCUUCAAAAAAUAUUUGACCAAAAUAACGUAAGAGCGGACGAAAUUCUACAGAGAUUAACAAGUAGCUGUGACCGUAUUUUAGUUCAAUGUUUAUGGAAAGGUCUGGCUGUUAAAUGUGGGAAUUUGUUUCAACAAAUUAGGACUACGGAGGGAUUUUGUUGUAGUUUUAAUUCGUUUGUGAUGAAGGAAGAAUAUAGAAAGCCACUUCCAGGAAAAAUGCCAUUAGAACCACAAAAAAUAUCGUCGUGUGGCUAUCAAUCAGGUCUUAUCGCGUUAGUUAACAAUGAGCCAGAUGAUUACUUUGCAUCAUUUGUUCCUUCUAUAGGACAAACAAUCAAGGUAACUAACCCUUAUGAUUUUCCUGACUGGAACUUCCAGAAUAUUUUAACUCCCACCAGAGUAGUCAAUCUAAUCGCUAUUGCUCCAGUGAUGACAAUAUCUCCUGAAGACAUCAGAAGUAUACCUAUCAAUAUUCGGGAAUGUAUAUUUCCAGAUGAACGACAGUUGAUCUACUACAGGACCUAUAACUUUCAUAAUUGUCUAGUUGAAUGUAGAAUGAAUAUCACGAGAUACUUGUGCAAUUGUACACCUUUUCAUUUUUUACCAGAAAAUCUAAAUGACACUUCAGUAAAAGUGUGUAACCUUUUGGAUAUACCAUGCCUUGCAAAAAUUGAUGACGCCUAUCCGGGGGAGGACUUCGCUGGGACGGAAUAG
This is a messenger RNA of Diabrotica virgifera virgifera (western corn rootworm), 1009 nucleotides long. RefSeq names its product pickpocket protein 28-like. Bases 2 to 1009 code for a protein of 335 amino acids. The record is from RefSeq and is a predicted model, not a curated record. Gene Ontology annotation, molecular function: ligand-gated sodium channel activity. Gene Ontology annotation, cellular component: membrane. The transcript is spliced from 6 exons. Lineage: Eukaryota; Metazoa; Arthropoda; Insecta; Coleoptera; Chrysomelidae. Gene Ontology annotation, biological process: sodium ion transmembrane transport.